AUGGCGCAGCACUCCAAUAUCGCCCGGUCAGCCAUCCUGACAUCCGCCACUUCGCCAGAGCAACGAGCGGACCAGAAGAAUAUGAACGGUGGCUCAGAGUCAGGAAAAGAAGGGACUCUUAUGCCUCCGAAGACUGUGGUCAACCGAGCGCUAGGUAAUGACUUGCAUUCCGAUUCCCACAAAUCGUCGCAGCCGCCCAAGGGCGGAGUCGGAACUGCCCUGACAGACACUCCGGUUUCUACCGCACCCCCGUCUCCACAGAUCUUGGGCCAGAAACAGCCCAUCGGAACUCCCAAUCGGAUCCGAGCUACGACCCUCGACAUUCCGGGCCUUACCAAGUCCAAGGUCUCGCCAGAUGGUCGCAUCGCCCAGCGUGAUGUCGGUGCGAAACUGGUCAUUGUCAUGGUCGGCCUUCCGGCUCGAGGCAAGAGUUACAUCACCAAGAAGCUGGCCCGUUACCUGAACUGGUUGCAGCAUGAUACCGAAAUCUUCAACGUCGGACAGCGCCGUCGUGUGGCGGCGGGCAAGUCCCCGUCGCCCAUCCCACAUGAGCGGAAGCCAAGUACUGUUCACAAGGAUCUGGUGGAUUCGGUCCGUCGACUGAGUGUCAGCGUCGGUACCACCUUGAACCCGAAGGAAACCUCCCCACCGGAGACUGAAGAUGCGCCACUCCCCCCUCCUGUGGUGCCCGCCAAGAUCCUGGUGAACGGGCAGGAACCCGACCAAGUCUCCCAGAAUGGAAGUACUGUGGUGACGUCAACCGACGCAGGCCCGGCCCAAUCACGGAAUGAAGAAGCGAUCACUGAAGCUUCUCCCGAGCCCAUGGACCAAACCGCCAACUUCUUUGACCCCCAGAACCAGCGUGCCGUCAAGAUGAGAGAACAAGUCGCCCUGGACACCCUGGAUGAGCUGCUUGAUUACAUCCUCGAUGAGGGCGGUAGCAUUGGUAUCCUGGAUGCGACCAACAGCACCAUGGAACGCCGCAAGGCCAUUGUCGAUCACAUUCGGGAACGCGCCGGCAGCGAGCUUAACAUCCUGUUCCUCGAAAGUUCCUGUGUCGACCAAGAUUUGCUUGAGGCUAACAUGCGCCUGAAGCUCUCUGGUCCCGAUUACAAGGGCCAGGAUCCUACCGAGGCACUGAUCGAUUUCAAGAAGCGUGUGGCUCUCUACGAGAAAUCCUACGUGCCACUCGGCGAGUACGAAGAAAAGAACCGCAUGGCAUACAUCCAGAUGAUCGAUGUCGGCCGUAAGGUGGUUGCUCACCAGACUCAUGGCUUCCUAUCCUCGCAAGUUGUCUACUACUUGCUCAACUUUAAUCUUUCCCCCCGCCAGAUCUGGAUCACCCGCCAUGGCGAAAGCAACGACGAUGCCGCUGGCCGCAUCGGAGGUGAUUCCGAUCUCAGCCCGAACGGCCGCAAGUACGCCAAGGCGCUGGCCCGCUUUGUUGACCAUCAACGGAAGCAGUGGGAGAACUACCAGCGACAGAAGGACCUUCUCGCCCACUUCCCUCCGCGCCCUGGUGACAGCACUCCUCCCAACCCAUCUUACAUCCCUCGGGAAGGUCCGCGCAACUUCUGCGUGUGGUCUUCGAUGAUGCGGCGCUCGGUCCAGACUGCCGAGUACUUUGACGAGGAGGAUUACGAUGUCAAGCAGAUGAGGAUGCUGGACGAAAUCCACUCCGGUAAAAUGGAAGGCAUGACCUACAAACAGAUUCAAGAGCAGUAUCCCGAUGAGUAUGCCCAUCGCAAGAAGGACAAACUCUUCUACCGCUACCCCGGCCCCGGUGGAGAAAGCUAUCUCGACAUCAUCAAUCGAUCCCGAGCCGUGAUCGUUGAAGUCGAGCGGACUACCGACCAUGUGCUUCUGGUGGGCCAUCGCUCUGUUGCCCGUGUGCUCCUGGCCUACUUCCGUGGUCUGAAGCGUGACGAGGUCGCCGACCUGGAUGUCCCCAUGGGUGUCCUGUACAUGCUGGAGCCUAAGCCUUAUGGGGUCGACUUCAAGGCCUACCGAUACAACACCGAGACCGACUGGUUCGACUACCUGCCCGACUAUGAAUUGCGCCAGGUCAAGGCCUUGACUACCCAUUAA
Molecule: messenger RNA, 2088 nt
Organism: Penicillium salamii
Lineage: Eukaryota; Fungi; Ascomycota; Eurotiomycetes; Eurotiales; Aspergillaceae
Source: the annotation of a GenBank genome assembly